This is a messenger RNA of Arabidopsis lyrata subsp. lyrata, 734 nucleotides long. Its product is annotated as 40S ribosomal protein S14-2. Gene Ontology annotation, cellular component: ribosome; cytosolic small ribosomal subunit. The record is from RefSeq and is a predicted model, not a curated record. The transcript is spliced from 6 exons. Gene Ontology annotation, molecular function: small ribosomal subunit rRNA binding; structural constituent of ribosome; mRNA 5'-UTR binding. NCBI's taxonomy places the organism in Eukaryota, Viridiplantae, Streptophyta, Magnoliopsida, Brassicales, Brassicaceae. Gene Ontology annotation, biological process: translation; ribosomal small subunit assembly; maturation of SSU-rRNA from tricistronic rRNA transcript (SSU-rRNA, 5.8S rRNA, LSU-rRNA). Bases 106 to 555 code for a protein of 149 amino acids.
CAGACUAUUAAAGCCAAUUCUGGUUCGUCUCUUUCACUAGCUAAAAGCUAAAGGCGGAACAAAAAGAAACCCUAGCUUCCCUUGUACCUUCCUCUGUUCCAAACCAUGUCGAAGAGAAAGACAAAAGAGCCAAAGGUUGAGACAUCUCUUGGACCAACUGUUCGUGAAGGAGAGAACGUCUUUGGAGUUGUUCACAUCUUUGCUUCAUUCAACGACACUUUCAUUCAUGUGACUGAUUUGUCUGGACGGGAAACACUUGUUCGCAUCACUGGUGGAAUGAAGGUGAAAGCCGACAGAGACGAGUCCUCACCUUAUGCAGCUAUGCUUGCUGCACAAGAUGUCGCUCAGCGAUGCAAGGAACUUGGAGUCACUGCGAUACACGUGAAGCUCCGUGCCACUGGUGGAAACAAGACCAAGACCCCUGGACCUGGUGCUCAGUCUGCACUAAGAGCCCUUGCUCGUUCUGGCAUGAAAAUUGGCCGCAUUGAGGAUGUGACUCCUAUCCCAACCGACAGUACCCGCAGAAAGAGUGGAAGAAGAGGAAGGAGGCUGUGAGUUAUUUGGCCUCUCGUUGGAUCUCUUUAUGUAGCUUUCUCAAUGUUUCAUUUUGUUUUUUUUAGAUUGAAAAGAGUUUUCGAAUUACUAUGCUUUGUUAUAGUCUCUGCUAUAUGACCAUAAGAUAUUCAAUAAUUGUUAGUCAUUUUAUCUCAUAAACACCUUGGAUUAUUUUGGUU